Molecule: messenger RNA, 1302 nt
Organism: Penicillium canescens
Lineage: Eukaryota; Fungi; Ascomycota; Eurotiomycetes; Eurotiales; Aspergillaceae
Exons: 3
Coding region: 1-1302 (433 amino acids)
Source: RefSeq, a predicted model, not a curated record
AUGGCUGACCCCCCGUCCCCCUUAAACCGCCGCUUAUCGCAAGCUGAAUGGCAGCGUCGAAACUCGACAUUAUCAGACUCACUCUCCGAAGCCCGUAACUCCAUCCGUUCAUCAACCGACGGCCUCUUUCUACCGCGCGUAACCGAAGAACAGCCCCUAGAGGAAUCCCAUUGGCAUUCAGCGCCCCUGGGACUCGCCCUGCUGCCAGCGAUCGCGGGCAUCUUCUUCCAAAAUGGCAGUUCCUUCGUGACCGAUGUGACCUUGCUGGUGUUGGCUGCGAUCUUCCUCAACUGGGAUUGGUAUCGCUCAACCCAAGCAAUCCGCAAAGAAAGUGGACUUUCCGAUCCAGCCACAUUCGAGGAUGAAGCCGAGGCCAAAUCCCCAGAUAAUCCAGAACAGUCGCACCAGCACCACCACCAAACAUCAGCAGCCGCAGCAAGCAAAGAACUCCAAAUCCACGAACUCGCCGCCCUAGCUUCCUGCUUCAUCUUCCCAAUAAUAGGAACCUGGCUCCUACACGGCAUCCGCUCAAGCCUCUCCCGCCCCUCCGAAGGCCUAGUAUCAAACUACAACCUAACAAUCUUCCUCCUAGCCUCCGAAGUCCGCCCAGUCGCCCACCUCCUAAGACUAGUCCAAUCCCGCACAAUCCACCUGCAGAGAAUAGUCUCGGACGCAGAAUCAGAUCCCCGCGAUACAGUAGACCAAAACACAAUCCAAGAUGUAACAAAACGUCUCGAAGAGCUGGAAGCGCAUAUUGCCGCGACGGUAGCCGCGCGUCUCCAAUCGCAGAAUCAAUCCCAACAUGCUGGGGCUGGAAUCGGAGCUGGAAACCUCUCUCUCAAACAACAACAAGACCACCCCGAUUCCCCAUCCCUGCUCACCCAAGCAAUAGCCGAAACCCGUCGCUCAAUCCAACCAGAUAUCGACGCUCUGAAUCGCGCUGUGCGCCGGUAUGAAAAGCGCACGGCGCUGUCAACCCUGCAGACCGAUCAGCGGUUACUCCAGCUCGAAACGAAGGCGCGGGAUGCGGUUUCGUUGGCUGCUGCUGCGCAGAGAGCGAGUGCGUCGCGACGCACUGGGUAUGCCGUUAUUCUUGUUGAUUGGGUUUGUGCCUGUGUUGUGAUUCCUGCACAGGUUUUCUUGUCUGUUGUUGCUUUGCCUGGUCGGGUUGUUUCUGGGUGUUUGGAUAGUGUGCGGCGCAUCUUUAUGCCAAGAAAGUCUGGUUCGAGGAGAGAGCGGUCGAAGGGGAAGGAGGAGGGUUGGGGGAAGGUUAAUGGUUCUGGGGCUGGGGAGGUGGAUUGA